AUGGUAGAACGCCUACCAGGAGUAGCUCCCCCAAUCCGAAGGAGAAACCUUGAUUCCUAUGCGGAUACCCAUUUUGCGGAAGAGAUUGCCUCGGUUGAGAUGCGUAGAAAGUUCUCCUUCCUCAGCAUCAAGAUGUGUAACGGUACUGGCGACCCCGACGAUGACAUCGCGCAGUACAAGCAAAGGAUGUUGGCGGUUGCACUCCCUAAGGAAUCCCGCGAGGCCACGAUGUGCAAAGGGUUCAGUUCCACUCUUAUCGGACCCGCCUUGCAAUGGUACAUCAAUCUCCCUACCAGGUUCAUAUCUUCCUUCGCAUGCCUGAGCGACAAAUUCGUGGAGCAAUUCACAAGCAGUAGGAGCCUGGAGAAGACUUCAGAUGGUCUCUACGAGAUCCUCCAGUAUCGAGUGGAACCCCUGCGAGACUACAUAGCCCUCUUCAACCAGGAAAAAGUGGCGGUCCCCGAAUGCAGCAUCCCUACUGCGAUCUCUGCCUUCAAGAGAGGUCUACUUCCAGAUGGGGAGCUAUACAAAGAGCGGACCAUGUAUCCUUGCAAGACCAUGGAAGAUGUGUUGUCCCGAGCCUGGGCGCAAGUGAAGUGGGAGGAAGAUGUUGCUAGCCGUGCCAAGGCUCAGCAAAAUCAGGACCAAAGGUCAGCCCGAUCAGAUCGAGGAUACCGAGAUGAAAGAUCCUCCCAAAGGGGAUCCAAGGACUCUGGUAGUAGAAACAGGGGCAGGUUCCAGUACCAGCCGCAGGAGAAGGAAGAAGGGAUGUCGGUAUCUACCUGGCCCGAUAUCUCCCAUCUCUCAAUAUCAACACCAGAUCUAGUCAACGCACUGAGACAGAUGGGCCAACAGGUGCAAUGGCCUCCAAAGAUGAAAGCACCUGACUCGUUCUGGACUCCAGGACUUUGGUGCGACUUCCAUCGCGAUCAUGGCCACAAAACCGAAGACUGCAUCACCCUAAGGAUCGAGGUCAACGAAUUACUCCAAAAGGGGCAUCUCCGAGAAUUCCUCUCAGAGAAAGCCAAGGCCCGCCUCAGCAAAGAGACAUCAGGGAAAUCUAAAGGAGCUGCACCAGCCUCACCACCUCGCCAAGAUCGGUUGAUCCAUGUCAUAUCUGGAGGCUCAGAAGUAAGCAGAGUGAGCCACGCAGCCGCAAAGAAAAGAACCUGUAACACUAAGCAUGGUCUGGAGACGACCCAACCAAGGCACCUACUUCUAGGCACCGACGAGAUAAGCUUCACAGCUAAGGAGCAAGAGAAGAUCCUAGCUCCCCAACAUGAUGCUCUAGUUAUCUCUCUCACCGUAGCAAACUGCUUGGUGAAUAGAAUACUAGUAGACAACGGCAGCUCCAGCAACAUUAUCUUCCAGACGGCGUACCAAGAUCUAGGGCUGGAGGAGAGCACCCUGACGCGCAAUGUAACCCCACUCAUCGGGUUCAGCGGCGAAGUCAAGCAAACCGCCGGAGAGGUUAUCCUCCCAGUAUACGCUGAAGGGGUCAACAUGUCUACUAAAUUCCUGGUCGUAGAUUGCCAAUCGGCAUAUAACAUGAUCUUGGGACGACCUUAG
Messenger RNA from Brassica oleracea var. oleracea, 1569 nucleotides. RefSeq lists its product as uncharacterized. The transcript has a single exon. Bases 1 to 1569 code for a protein of 522 amino acids. The record is from RefSeq and is a predicted model, not a curated record. NCBI's taxonomy places the organism in Eukaryota, Viridiplantae, Streptophyta, Magnoliopsida, Brassicales, Brassicaceae.